This is a messenger RNA of Manihot esculenta (cassava), 678 nucleotides long. RefSeq lists its product as uncharacterized. The record is from RefSeq and is a predicted model, not a curated record. The coding region runs from base 1 to 678 and encodes 225 amino acids. The transcript is spliced from 2 exons. Gene Ontology annotation, molecular function: zinc ion binding; nucleic acid binding. Lineage: Eukaryota; Viridiplantae; Streptophyta; Magnoliopsida; Malpighiales; Euphorbiaceae.
AUGGCUUUUGGCACAGUUGGUCAUGGCAUGUAUGCUAGGUUGAGGAUUAAUGAAAGAGCUGAGAUGCAAGGUGGUAAUCGAUCUGUAGAGUCAGAUCCAUCCGAAUGGGACGAUAUGGAUACUUCUUUCCCUGAGUUGCCAGAGGCAAGGGCAAGUAGAGAGAAAACAGCAAGAGACCCAGAAAGGUCUAUGGAGGUUGACAGGGAAGGAAUGGUGCGGAGAAGGGAUGUAGGUUUGCAAGUAAGUAUGGAUGAAGAAAGUAUGAGAAAGUCAGAAGAUGAUGUUCGGACCAAGGAGUCCAAAAACUCAAGUACAGGAGAAGUUGAUCCCUCCACUCUGAGCACAGCCGCCACAAGAGGAAAGAAGAAGAUCAGAGGCCUGAGAAGGGUGAAGAGGGCUAAGUUUUGGCAGAGGCUGAAGGCUAGUCUGGAUGUCUCAGGUUCAGGCCCUAUAAGAUGUAAGAGAUGUGGAAGGUCACACGGAGGAGUGUGUCUAGCAGGGACAACCGCUUGCUACCGGUGUAGACAAGAGGGGCACUUCGCACGUGAGUGUCCUACGAAGCUUAACAGAGCACGGUCACCACGGACAGUUUCAGGAGGAGCAGCUCAGCCAGCAGUUCCAGCUUUGGAUCAAGCUAGGACAGGUAUGUUCACUCUUGGAUACGCUGAUGGAUGUUAG